Sceloporus undulatus (fence lizard) is the source of this 1059-nucleotide messenger RNA. RefSeq names its product olfactory receptor 14A16-like. Gene Ontology annotation, molecular function: G protein-coupled receptor activity; odorant binding; olfactory receptor activity. The record is from RefSeq and is a predicted model, not a curated record. Gene Ontology annotation, biological process: G protein-coupled receptor signaling pathway. The transcript has 3 exons. NCBI's taxonomy places the organism in Eukaryota, Metazoa, Chordata, Lepidosauria, Squamata, Phrynosomatidae. Bases 184 to 1059 code for a protein of 291 amino acids. Gene Ontology annotation, cellular component: membrane.
GCUGAAAAACAAAGUCCCACUAAUAAAUCCUCUCUCUCAGAGUUUUUUCUUCUGCAAUUCUCACAUGUUCGGGAGCUGCAAAUUCUACACUUCAUUGUAUUCCUCAUUUUUUACCUGGCAGCAACAACAGGGAAUCUUCUCAUUGUCUCUGCAAUAGCCUCUGACUACCACUUGCAUACCCCUAUGUACUUUUUUCUGAUGAAUUUGGCCAUACAGGACUUGGGGCAAAUUUCAGUCAUUUUACCCAUCUCCAUGGCCAAUUCCCUUAGGAAUAACAGUCAUAUUUCUUAUUCUGGAUGUGUUACUCAAGUUCUGUUUAAUGUAUUUUUUAUAUCAUCUGAUUUCUUUCUUCUGACAGUCAUGGCGUAUGAUCGGUAUAUUGCCAUUUGCAAACCAUUACAGUAUGAGAUUAUGAUGAAUAAACAUGCCUGCCUUCAAAUGGUUACUGCUCUAUGGAUCAUUAGCUUCUUAUAUGGAGUGUUACACACUAUAGGCACCUUUGUAUCCCCCUUUUGUUCCAACAACGUGAACCAAUUUUUCUGUGAAAUCCCACACUUACUUAAACUAGCCUGCUCUGACUUGUAUCUGAUUGAAAUAGGUAUUCUUUUGUUGAGUGCAGUUGUUGCAACAGGCUGCUUUGUUUUCAUUGUUGUGAGUUAUAUGUACAUCUUGACUACAGUGAUGAGAUUUCCUGCUGGGCAGGGAAGGAAGAGAGCUUUCUCAACUUGCCUCCCGCACCUCACUGUAGUCUCUGUACUUGUAUUUACUUCAUAUCUAUCUUACUUUAAGCCUGUCUCAGAAUCCCCAUCAACCCUUGAUUUAUCACUGACCAUGAUAUAUACGAUGGUGCCACCCUUGAUCAAUCCACUCAUCUACAGUUUGAGAAAUAAGGAGAUCAAAAAUGCUCUGAAAAACCUGUUGGGCUUGAAAUCAGGAAUCAAUCUUCUUGGAGUUUUCUGGUCCCUGUGUGGCUUUCGGGUAGAGCUUGUUCCCAGUCUACAAGCAUAUACCUGGAACCAACCAGAGACUUUGGCUUUGAAACUUGUGUUCUGUCACUGA